CAAAGGCGGUUACAUCAUCUGCGCGUCAGAGUCGAUAAACUUCGGAUGUCUAGGAGUGGAUAGAGCGGGCCGUGUGGCGGAUGACGUAAAUGCAUUAGCCCUGCUGGAUGCGUUGGAACCCGAGUCAAGCGCUUGGGUUCUCCUCGAGUCGCAGAGGGAGGACUGCUGUUUUGGGACAAAUCCUGCUCAAACAGUCGCGGGCGUGAGAACAUCGACGUCAUUCAAGUGAUCCGCCAUUGAGCACUUGGAAUGGAAUUUCAAACAGUCUAAGCAGGUCCUAAGCACAUGCAAGUUCCCAGACAAUGAGCUGGUUACUGAUGGCACUGCAAAUCUUGACUAGCAGCGCACGAGGUCGCUGCACGCCCUCCCCGGCUGAUUGGAUCGCAGGGGGUCACAACCUCAACACCCGGUCCACUUCUUUAUCAAACCUCUCCUGGCAGGCUGGGAUGCAAAUCAAAACACGGCAAAUUCAAUCAAUGAACUCGAAACUGCUGUCGUCGGAACACUAUUAUGGCUUACUACACACUUGGGAGAUCGGAACCUGCAAGAUGGCAGCUGGACUCAAAUUUUCGAUGGUGAGACCGAACAAGACUCUCACGGCAGACUGGGGUUGGGAAAACCCGCCAAGG
Mycena citricolor is the source of this 629-nucleotide messenger RNA. Lineage: Eukaryota; Fungi; Basidiomycota; Agaricomycetes; Agaricales; Mycenaceae. The record is from the annotation of a GenBank genome assembly.